Messenger RNA from Oikopleura dioica, 444 nucleotides. The record is from the annotation of a GenBank genome assembly. Lineage: Eukaryota; Metazoa; Chordata; Appendicularia; Copelata; Oikopleuridae.
AUGAGAGUCGAGAAAUGCUACUUCUGCUCGGCCCCGGUCUAUCCAGGUCAUGGAACAGUUUUCGUCAGAAACGAUUCAAAACAGUUUCGAUUUUGCACGGCUAAGUGCAACAAAAUGUUCAAAAAGAAGAAGAACCCAAGAAAGAUCCGCUGGACCAAGGCGUACAGAAAGGCUCACGGAAAGGAACUUACCUGCGACGCCUCCCUUGAAUUCGAAAAGAGACGAAACGAGCCCGUCAAAUACGAUCGAAAACUCAUGCAGGAUACCGUCAAAGCGGUCAAGAAAAUCAGCGCGAUCAGACAAAAACGAGAAGCACAUCAUAUUCUCAGCAGAUUGGCUGUUUCAAAGGAGGUUCAAAAACGAGCAGAUUUAUGGGAAGUGGACACAAACCUCAAAAUCGUGCAGGCGCCCGCGGUUCAGGAUGAGCGACUCAAGAAUUUUUAA